Molecule: messenger RNA, 1486 nt
Organism: Oncorhynchus keta (chum salmon)
Lineage: Eukaryota; Metazoa; Chordata; Actinopteri; Salmoniformes; Salmonidae
Exons: 6
Coding region: 606-1184 (192 amino acids)
Source: RefSeq, a predicted model, not a curated record
UUUGUACUUUCAAUUUGCCUUCAUUGCACAUUUAUACAUCCCACUUAAUAACAUACAUUGUAUUUAAUUGUUUCACUUGUACAUUUUUUGCACUCUUUUAUUUGCACUUCUGGUCAGAUGCAAACUGCAUUUCGUUGUAGUGUACUUGAUCCAAGUUUAAUCUAAUCUAAUCUAAUGAUCGCUAAUGUCAAAAGCCGCACUGAAGUCUAACAAAACAAAUGAACAAUACUGGAUGUGAUUUCUGUCUGAAUAAUACUCAUAUCGUUAGUGACAAGUUAUCCCUUUUUCUUUUAGUUUUACUUUUACAAUGAUCGUUAUAGAUGCUUUUUAGGUUGUUUUGGAGGCUAAUGGUUCACUAUGGCAUACCAAUCUUUAACUAAAUGCCAGUUGAAAAAACAGGUGAUGCUGUAGUUUUAAAAGCCUGCUGUAGUGUCUCUUGAAUAUGAAAGUGAAGCUGUUUCUGAUAAAACCAUCUCUCCUCCUCUUUUCCCUCAAGCUGUGAACUUUUCACUUUCCUCUGGGCAUCAAAAAACAUAGGCUGAUUGUCUUUCAAUAGUCAUCUUCCAAAGAAAUUCACACCAUUAUGGUUCAAGGUGCCAAGGUUGAUGAGGUACUACACCAUCACCAUUGGCAAGACUAUGAGUUCUCAUAAUCAGUUUAUGAGACAACUUGGAGGAGGCUUCACUGAAGUGAUGUCACCAGCGCAGAGUGAUAUCAUCAUGGCUUUCUGUCCCAUCGUCUCUCGUGCUGGUACUGAUAUUGAGGCAGCACUGCCGCAGAUUCCAGAGGGUAAAGAUGUCAUUCUGGUAGUCCUGCAUCACUAUUUUAACCCAGAGUGCACUGUACCUGACAGCAGCAGACUAGUGACCAGAAGUGAUGUAAUACUCACAGUGGACUGUCUGUUCCAUGAGAGUAAGGGAGGACUACUGAACUGUCCUCGCAACAAAGCAGCAGUUGGUAAAAUUCGGAACCGGCUGAACAUGAAGCCAAAGGUGAUAGAUGCCAUCGUGGACAUCCCUGAUCACAGAAACAGGCCAAUGGUGUGUUCCUGGAUCCUUGAUUGCAUCAGGGCAGACAGGCGUUGUUGCCAGAGAUCACCAUUUGCAUGUGUUGUUGGGCUCAUUAUGUUUAUUGUUCUUUUGUGUUUGGUGGUAUUUUUGAUGGUUUCUUUCUGGAAACAAUGAGGUUUAUCAUAAUAACCUAAUGGAAAUAGAGCAAGUAGGUCUAAACAUCAACAGAGGAAUAAACUGUAGAAAUUACACAGACAACACAGAUAAACUGAUUUAAAUAUACAUUAAAAAUAAUGAAUAAAGCCUAAUAAAGCACCUACUCUACAUACCUCUAUCUAUCUAUCAGGAUAGUAUAUUAGUUUAAGAUGGCAUGAUGCUCAUGUAAUAUUGUAGGACUACUCUGAUAGUAUAUUCUGUGUUGUCACUUUGUUCUGCUUUGACUGCGCUUCUUUUAAAUAUUAAAGUCAUGAAAUUUC